Messenger RNA from Physcomitrium patens, 779 nucleotides. NCBI's taxonomy places the organism in Eukaryota, Viridiplantae, Streptophyta, Bryopsida, Funariales, Funariaceae. The record is from RefSeq and is a predicted model, not a curated record.
UCCACCCCCUUCCACCCUCCCCUAAGUUUUCUGAUACUGCGCUCGCCGUGUCUUCCCACCCUUGAGCUCCACCCCCACUUCCCUCUCCACCUUGCCUCAUUUCCUCGCUGCAUUCACCCACCUUCGUAACGGCAAUCUAUAUAAAUGGCGAAUGAACCCUUGCUUGUCAACUCCACACCAUUCUCAGCGUAACAUUCUCCACGCAGGGUCAUCGUUGCCUUCCCACUUUGGCUACUCUCUUCUUUGGUUGCGGGACAUCAUCUGUUCCCCACAGUCGAGCCGUUUGACACUCCGCACUGGUCGCCGGUUGGAACAUGGCGAAGGGAGGAACACCGCGAAGUUGGAGCAAGAUCGUGCCACUGGGAAUCCAUCUGCCAAACCGAGGAAUGCAAAUGGGGCCAUCAAGGAGUGCAUGAUUGCCAAGAACAAGAGUGCAGAAUGGAAGCCACUCCAAAAGAGAGGCGAUGUGAUUGUGAUCACCACUUUUCUGAACCCUGAUACCUUUCACCAAGUCGAGGAAUUUAUCUAUGUUUCACCUGCAUUGCGAUGUCUGCAACGUAGUGAUGCUGAUAUGUGUCAUUUUUGGACUUGUGCAGGUGACAAAGAGGAUCUUCAAGGAUAUGAAAGAUAAUGUGAAAAGAUGCAUUCCAACGUCGAAGAGCUCAAGCAUUGUUCCCUAUCAGGAGGAUGGCUAGACAUAAUCUUGGUCACUUAGACAGGAAUAAGUUCCUAGGAUUUAACUUACCCCGAAGCUUUGUACAGUAGUUCAAUGGAACAGA